Saccharomycopsis crataegensis is the source of this 3141-nucleotide messenger RNA. It is a transcript of the gene WAR1, whose product is annotated as War1p. The coding region runs from base 1 to 3141 and encodes 1046 amino acids. Gene Ontology annotation, molecular function: DNA-binding transcription factor activity, RNA polymerase II-specific; zinc ion binding; transcription cis-regulatory region binding. Gene Ontology annotation, biological process: DNA-templated transcription; regulation of DNA-templated transcription. The transcript has a single exon. The record is from RefSeq and is a predicted model, not a curated record. Gene Ontology annotation, cellular component: nucleus. NCBI's taxonomy places the organism in Eukaryota, Fungi, Ascomycota, Saccharomycetes, Ascoideales, Saccharomycopsidaceae.
AUGAACCCUUCUAACCCGAGGAAUCGUACCGUCGCCUGUGUAUCUUGUCACAAGUCAAAAGUAAAAUGUAUUCAAGAAGACCCUGACAAGCCUUGUUUACGAUGCCAGAAAUCAGGCAAAGAAUGUAUCAUUGAUCCUAAGCAGCUCAAGAAACGUCAAAAGUUGAAUGCUACUAUCCCUCAAUAUGAAGAACAGAUUAAGAAGUUGAUGGAAGAGCUACGACAGAAGGAUGAAGUGAUCUCAAGUCUAUCAUAUUCUAAAAAUCGUACGGCCUUACACUUACCUCUGGAGACUGGUGAUAUCCAAGACAAAUCAUCUAUUCCAUCACCGCCAGAUCUCAACAAAACUAAUGCAGGUAAAACACUUAUUUCUUCUAUAAUAAAUACUCCUCUGCCCGAUGAGGAAGUCUCGAAUACAUUGGAGAAGUCUGGAAAUGCGGUGAACCUUUCAGCCGCUUCUUCUGUCACCUCAGCCGUUCGCGAUGAUUCUCAGAUCAAGCCUAACAAUACAACAGCCACAGCCAAUAUGCAGUCAGGACAAAGCAUCAAACAAGCAAAUAAUCACUUUCUUCCCAAUUUUUACCAACAACAGCAAGCACAUGCUUCAUACAUCCUUAACUGUCAAACUCAGCAAAACUUGAUCUCUGAACUUCGAUCGAUCAAUUCCAUCAACUUACAGAAAUAUUAUAAUGUUUCUUCUACAUUCUCAUCAAUCGGUAAGCAACGUGAGGCGAUUUUAAGAGUUGAUUAUUUGGCGGAAACCGAUGUUAUUGGUAAGGGGCUCUUGACGGCAGAGGAAGUGAGAUCUAGAUUGAAUUUAUACAUGACACACAUGUACUCUCGAUUCUCAGUCGUGUCUAUAUUUGAUGAGUCUAAUAAUGAUAAUAACAGUACUUCGCAGCUCACUGUUGACGAAAACUUUGAUAUUGAGGAAUUCCGCAGGAAAUCUCCAUUUUUAUUUAUUGUUAUCCUUGCGAUUUCUUCAAUUAUUAUCCCAAGCACACAAGUACAUGUUAACCUUCAGUUGGUUAUCAAAGCAACAGAGAUUCUUAGUCAUGAGGUUUUGAUCGUUGGUAGUAAAUCUAUUGAGUUAUUACAAAGUAUGUUGUUGAUGUGUAUUUGGUACGACUCAGGUGAAUUGUUUCAACAUAGAAGGUAUCAUCUUGUGAACUCGCUUUGUGUUUCCAUGGCCCAAGAUCUUGGGUUGAGCGGAAAGCUUACCUAUUACUUUUCAAAAAUAGAAAAUAUUGUCAAGAGGGCCCCAUUAAGUGAUGUUUCCCAGUCUCUCCAUAGUCGGAAAUUAGCAUUGACAGUUUAUGUUACAAAUUUGUCAUUUUGCAUGUUUUUGAAAAGAGAAAGUGCUCUGAAAUGGACUUCAUACUUAGAAGAAUGCUAUGAAAUCUUGGUUCAUACUGAGGAACAAAAACACAACAAUUAUAAGAAAUUGGCGAUUUUUGCCAAGAUGCAUAGUUGCUUUGAAAAAGUGUAUCAAACUUUGCACCGCUCUGAAUUUGAUCCCUUCAAUGUCAAUGAUGCAAGAAGCAGAUACAUUAUUACUGAUUUGUAUAAUUCUUUACUUCAAGUUAAGAGGCAAAUUCCAGAAGAUGAUCAUUGCUUUUUGAUGUAUUAUUACUCAAUUGAAGCUUACCUUUUCGAACCAUCUUUGCAUAGAGUGUUGCUUAGUGACAAUAACGUUGGGAAAACUGCUAAACCAAAUUCUGCCGAUAAAGACAAAGAUGACUCUGCUGAUAGUAAAAACAACAACCAAAUACAAUUUUCAACACAUAUGAUUGCUGCCAUUGGGAACUGUGCCAAUAGUUGCAUUAAAGGAAUCAUGUGCUACAAGAAACUUACUUACGAACAAGUAGCAUCUUUACCACUAAUAGCACAGACAAGAAUUUUCUAUAUUUGCGGGAUGUUGAUUAGAUUAAGAUAUUUAUCUUUGAUGGGACCUAAGUUCUCCGAGUUGGCCAUUUUGCCAGAUACGCUUCUUACUAACAUUCAUGACUUUCUUGAGAUAAACUAUAAUGUUAGUAAAAGCUAUCCAUACAAUUAUUUUCUACCCAAAUCUCGCUUAGUUUUGAUCUUAGCAUUACAGACAUAUCUGACACAAGUCAAAGAAACCUUACAGAACAAGUAUAAUAUCACUAGUGAUAAUAUCAAUGAUUUUGAUAAUCAAAAACCGUAUGACCCAGAAAUUAACGAUGAAUUGAUUGCUAACUCCCAAAUGAAUCCUUCGGAUAUUAGACCGUUAACACACGCUGCAUUAUGGUCGCCUCACAACCGCCGUAUUGUGAACCAUUAUCAACAACCACCCCAAAAACCAGCCGCGGAACAUGCAGGUGCUGAAAAUUUACCAAAUCCUUUCGAAUUUAAUAGAUCAUCUUCAGCAUCUUAUAAUACUAACGCCGCGUUCCCUAUAUUGGGCAGCAAUUCCAACUUGCCUAGGCAAUCCCUCAGGGAUAUUUACAAUGAUCCAGUCUUCAAUACAAAUCCUGCAUCUGCUACUAUGCGGAUUGUUGAUUCCAAUGCUACUAAUCUGCCACAAACUGGAACACCUGUUGGGGGAAUUGUUAGCACCGCCAAUCCUGAUGCUCAUGCUCCGGUUAUCAAUGGCAGAUUUGAAGGCUCGCUGGCUGAUGGUGUUGUGCGCUCUCCAGUGGAAAGAGAAAACAUGGGAACCGCCAGCGCCACUAAUAACAUAAAUCUAAUUGAUUUCUUGUUUGAUAAUAGUGGGACGGCCAAUAACGUUGGUAUCAACCAGCCUACUGGAACAAAUAAUGGACUUGCUUCUACCGCUGCUGGGAAAAAUAAUGGGGAUAACAAAGGAAUGUUUGCAGCAGCAGCCCUGGUUAAUGGAAAUCCCUCAAAUGUUCCUCUCAAACCCUCAAUGGACAUGCUCCUGACUACUUCCGAUGCCUUGGCUAAUUGUAACUUGGAAGGCAAGCCAGAAUCCUAUUCCUACUGGACUUUGAACGAUAAUAUUUGGAAUGACUUGCUCAUGGGUGUUGACUUUGGGUCCAACGGAGCAUUGGGCAAUAAUUUCUACGCUAAUAGCUUUGGAAAUUUCGGGACUAUUAAUGAUAACAAUACCAGCAAUGAUAGUAGUAAUAACAAUAAUGGGAAUGCUACUGGUAUAUAA